GAGACUGUCCGUCCGUCCGCUCUCGCGCCGCGCGCACCGCGAAGCAGCGAGAUAGCUCGCCGAGGAGCGCUGCGCGAGAGUACUGCUCGCUCGUGGAGAGAGCCUGUGCGCUGCGGCUCGGUGUACCGCACGGCUAAUAGCGCGGAACAGCGGCAAACGUGCCCGGACGGCCUUUUUACAGUGCCGCGGCCUUUUACAGUGCGCGCGGCCCUGCGCGAGAUGAGCGACGUCGCCAUGGAGCUCCUGUCGGUGACGCUGACCCGCGCGCCGCUCGGUCUGAAGUUGGACGCGUACGGUUUCCUCGCGGCGGUGCUCGACACGGCCGAGGACGCGACGCGCCGCGCGCUGCGGCCCUGCGACGAGCUCAUUGGUAUUAACGGGACGCUCUACGACGACAUUCCCACGGAGUCGACGCCCGACGCGGCCGCGGAAUUAUGUGACCUCGUCGGCGAGUACGUCGAGGCGGGCGCCUUCCCGCUCACGCUGACGUUUCGGCGCGACCCGUCUCUCAUGUGCCAACCCGUCGCCGCGUGCUUCGAGCGCCGCUCGGUCGCGCCGCCGCGCCGCUCGUCGUCGGCCGGGCCGCGCCGCCGCCGCACGUGGCGCUCGACGCGGAGCCCGAAGCGCCGCCGGACGCUCACCUCGUCUCCUUCGCCGAUCUACGCGUCUCAGACGUCGUCGUCGUCGCUGUCGUCCGUGCGGCCGCCGGGCGAAGAUGAGUUGGUCUUCGAGUCGCCCGAAGCUGCCUUCGCGCCGCCAGACGACGACGCGGCGCCGGCCUUCGCGCCACCCCCGGACGACGACGCGGCGCCGGCGUUUGCACCACCUCCAGACGACGCCGCAGCGGCACCACCCCCGGACGACGCGCCGCCGGAAGGUAUCUCCGAGCCGGCCGUCGCGCCGGACGCCGCCGUCGAGGAGGCGCCAGUCGUCACGACGACGCGGCGGCGCAAGAAGCCCCGACGGUACGCCGAGGUGCCCGACGCACCAGCGAGCCGCUGGGCCGAGGGCUCGGCGGUGACGCCGGCUCCGAUCACGCCGGCCGCGCCUCCGCCAAUUACGCCCGCGGCGCCGGCCGCGCCCGUGCCACCGGUCACGCUAUCCGCGGGCGCCGCGCCUCCACCGCGCACGCCUGCCGCGCCGGUCUCCGGAGCCGCGGCCGCGGCCGCAGGCCCGACGGUCUUCACGAAGCGGCAGAUCCUGGCGCUCAUGCCCGGCGGGACCGGUAGCAUUGUACCCGCGGUGUACGCGGCGAGCGGUACUAUCUACGCGCUCUGCUUCUCCGAGGCAGCGAACCCGGGCCUGCCGACCGUGCUCGAGAUCUCCGCGGGCGCGCAACGGGCCCGCCAGGUCGCCCUGCUCGACGGACUCCGGCAGAGCGGUGGCGUCGCGCCGCUCUUCGUCUGCCUUCGAACGCGGCGCGGGCGCCUCGAGUGCAUGCCCGGCUCGUCGUGCAAGGCGUUCCGGUUCGCGGGAUACCGCGCGGUGGUCUCCGUCGAGCGGCACGACCCGCCGAAGCUCGUCGGCGGAGAAGGGCGGCAGGCGACCGUGACGCUGGGCGCAGCGACUGCCGCGCCCUGCCCGCUCACCGCGACACCGGCCGCGGCACCUCCAGCUACGCCCGCCGCGCCGCCGCCAGUCCUGUCGCCGGUCACGUCGCCAAGAAGGGCCUCUCCGUUUCUCCCGCCGGCUCCGUCGCCGGCCGCCGCGUUCGCCUCUCCGGCCGCGCUGUCGCCGGCGCCGCCUCCAGCGGUCCCGGGUCCGACGCGGCGACGAGUUAUACCGCGGCGCUACGCGGACGUCCCAGACGCGCCCGCGAGCCGCUGGGCC
Messenger RNA from Pelagomonas calceolata, 1830 nucleotides. The record is from the annotation of a GenBank genome assembly. Lineage: Eukaryota; Pelagophyceae; Pelagomonadales; Pelagomonadaceae.